AUCACUGCUUCUCUGUAGUCUUAAUCCAUGUACAUUAUUAUUGCUCUGUCUUGCAUCAUUUACAUAUCUUUCUUUAUAAAAUGGAAGGAUUAAAUAUUGGAGAGUUUUACCAGGUGUGGUGGAACUUUGACUAGAGAUCGUGUUGCAUCUGCUAAGCUGUACAAAAUGAACAGGAAAGGAACCCCAUUGUCUAAGCAACAAUCAACACCCAACUUUGGAAGGGAAAUGCCGCGUCAGUUCACGAAGAUCUCUCUCCAAGAGGUGGAUGAGAAAGUCCGACUCAUGGCUGAGAAAGUGUACGCUUCAGCUCUGAAGGAAGAAGAGUCUAAGAACAGCUUGUCCAUGUUCACCGUCCCUGAGGACUGUCCCAUUGGCUUACACCAGGCCAAGGAGUGGGAGCUACGCAAAGAGAUGGAGGAGCAGAUGUCAGAGAAAUCUGUCAAGAGGAAACAAAGUUUCAAGCUGAUACGAUCCCAAUCAAUUUCCUUGCAAAUCCCCGCCGCUCAAGAUUGGGCUAUGUCUGUGAUUUCACCCCUGCUGACCCCUUCCACAGCCACAGGCCUUAUGCCAGACAAUAUCCCAGAAUUCCAGAGGGUCACCAUCAGUGGAGACUACUGUGCAGGGAUAACAGUUGAAGACUACGAACAGGCAGCAAAAACUCUGCUGACAGCACUCUUCAUCAGAGAAAAAUAUUCCCGGCUGGCAUAUCACCACUUCCCCAGGACCACAGCCAGUUUUCUAAGGAGUGCCAAUAAUGAGAAAUGGAGUGAGGAGGACGAAGUGCUGCCAGAUAUCUGCCCCCCUUCAAGUGAGGGUGAGGAUCCCUACAGUAUGGAAGACCUCCCACAGGAUCUGAACUACUCCCUGAGGAUGAAAGAUGGAAUCAUAUAUGUCUAUGAUAAUGAGGAUGCUUUAAAACAGGAUCAGCCACGGAGCUUGCCAUAUCCUGACUUGGAAACUUUUGCUAUUGACUUGAGCCACGUCCUUGCCAUGAUUGCAGACGGACCAACGAAGACCUAUUGUCACAGAAGGCUUAACUUCCUGUUGUCCAAGUUCCAACUACAUGAAAUGCUGAACGAGAUGGCAGAGUUAAAGGAACUGAAAGGCGUUCCUCACAGAGACUUCUACAAUGUCAGAAAGGUUGAUACGCACAUUCACGCAGCUGCCUGCAUGAACCAGAAGCAUCUUCUGAAGUUCAUCCAGGACACCUAUAAGACAGAAGCAGAGCGAGUGGUGGUGGAGAAGAACGGAAAGAAGCUCACCCUCAAACAGGUGUUUGACAAUCUGAAAAUGGACCCUUACGAUCUCACAGUGGACUCAUUAGAUGUACACGCGGGCAGACAAACCUUUCAUCGCUUUGAUAAAUUCAAUUCCAAAUACAACCCAGUGGGUGCUAGUGAGCUCCGAGAGAUCUACCUCAAAAGUGAUAACUACAUCAAUGGAGAAUAUUUUGCACGUCUCAUCAAGGAAGUUGCUCAGAACCUGGAGGAGAGUAAAUAUCAGCAUGCAGAACCCCGUCUCUCAAUUUACGGCCGAGCCCCUGAAGAGUGGGACAGCCUGUCCAAAUGGUUUAUCAAGCAAAAGUUGUACUCCCCUAACAUGAAAUGGAUCAUACAGGUGCCCAGGAUUUAUGACAUUUUCAGAUCAAAGAAGAUUGUUCCCAACUUCGCCAAGAUGCUGGAGAACAUCUUCCUCCCACUGUUCCAGGCCACCAUCAACCCUCAGAAGCACAAAGAAACACAUGUCUUCCUGAAACACGUGACAGGCUUUGACAGUGUGGAUGAUGAGUCCAAACAUAGUGAUCACUUAUUCACCUAUAAGAGUCCAAAACCGGAAGAGUGGACCAUGGAGGAAAACCCACCAUACACUUACUACCUCUUCCACAUGUAUGCCAACAUCAUGGUCCUCAACAACCUACGCAAGGAACGUGGUCUCAAUACCUUCCAGUUCCGUCCUCACUGUGGCGAGGCAGGAUCCAUCACCCAUCUGGUGUCAGCCUUCCUCACGGCUGACAACAUCUCUCACGGACUCAACCUGAAGAAGAGUCCUGUGCUGCAGUACCUGUAUUACUUGGCCCAGGUGCCGAUUGCCAUGUCUCCACUCAGCAACAAUAGCCUGUUCCUGGAGUAUUCCAAGAAUCCCCUCAGGGAGUUCCUGCAGAAGGGCCUGUGUGUGUCCCUCUCCACGGAUGACCCAUUACAGUUCCACUACACAAAGGAGGCCUUGAUGGAGGAGUACGCCAUAGCAGCACAACUGUGGAAACUGAGCACAUGCGAUGUGUGCGAGAUCGCCAGAAAUAGUGUGCUUCAGGGCGGUCUGUCUCAUCAGGAGAAGAAACACUUCCUGGGUGAGAAUUAUCUACAGGAUGGACCAGAGGGUAAUGACAUCCGUAUGACAAAUGUGGCGCAAAUCCGUAUGGCCUAUCGUCACGAGACCUUGUGCAAUGAGCUCAGCUUCCUAGUGGAUGCCGUCAAGUCAGAAGCGUUGGCCGCACAAGCCCCGUAAACAUGGCAGGGUGACCGAUAGAGUCCAUAUGAGUGGACCAGACAUCAGCAUAAAACUUUAUCUUGCUAUAAGUGAUGCACAAAAGAGCCAUGGAUAUACAUCAUUCAGGUAGCAAGAUGUGGAGUCAUGUGACUUAAUGCCUUAUAUGAUGGGCAUAUCCCUUCCCAUAGUGCCUUGUAUGUAAUGGAUAUAUUUCAUAUCUCAAAUGUCAAAUAUCCUUUUAAAAAAUGGGACGUUCUUAACUGUUUCAGUAUUUUGCAUGGUGUCUGAAAAUGGGAGGGGCAUACAUUUGUUACCUUUUCUUAACAAGGGAGUCUUCGGGUGAACAAUGUAUUCUUUUGUUCAAAUAAA
This is a messenger RNA of Rhinichthys klamathensis goyatoka, 2856 nucleotides long. RefSeq names its product adenosine monophosphate deaminase 3b (gene ampd3b). The transcript has 16 exons. Gene Ontology annotation, biological process: IMP salvage; AMP metabolic process. Gene Ontology annotation, cellular component: cytosol. Lineage: Eukaryota; Metazoa; Chordata; Actinopteri; Cypriniformes; Leuciscidae. The record is from RefSeq and is a predicted model, not a curated record. Gene Ontology annotation, molecular function: AMP deaminase activity. Bases 166 to 2505 code for a protein of 779 amino acids.